Bubalus bubalis (water buffalo) is the source of this 5627-nucleotide messenger RNA. It is a transcript of the gene FRRS1L, whose product is annotated as ferric chelate reductase 1 like. Lineage: Eukaryota; Metazoa; Chordata; Mammalia; Artiodactyla; Bovidae. Gene Ontology annotation, biological process: regulation of glutamate receptor signaling pathway. The record is from RefSeq and is a predicted model, not a curated record.
UCCUGGCACCUGGGGAUGUUAAUGCUGCAGGUCCGUGGGCCACUUUUUGAGUAGUAGCAAGAGUGAAGUAGGGUCAAAUCUGUUCGGUGAGAGACUCAUGGAGGGAGGUAGGAGAAAUGGGGAAAAGGACAGAGGCAGAGACAGUCCGGCCGAGGAAGUGAGGAUGUUAGGAAGAAGCCGAGGCUCCGGGCGCGAGCGAGGAUGCGCAGCCUAGGCUGGGAGGCGGCGGGUGCGGGCGGCUCCGCGGCUGCGCGGGCUGCAGGCUGGGGGCGGACGCGUGCUGGCGGCGACGCAGUCCCGGCCCGCGCCCGCGGCGCCCCCGCUGCGGCCCGAGCGGCCUGGCUGCGGGAUCGGUGCGCAGCGAUGGCGCGGUCGCGCCGGUCCUGGGCGCAGCUGCUGUUGCUCCUGCUGGCCGGGCCGGCCGCCUGUGCAGCCAGCCCGGCGGACGACGGCGCGGGCCCGGGGGGCCGGGGACCCCGGGGCCGUGCGCGGGGGGACUCGAGCGCCGACGAGGCGGUGCCGCGCCACGACUCCUCCUACGGUACCUUCGCCGGGGAGUUCUACGACCUGCGCUACCUGUCCGAGGAGGGUUACCCUUUCCCUACUGCUCCUCCUGUGGAUCCAUUUGCCAAAAUCAAAGUGGAUGACUGUGGAAAGACUAAGGGCUGCUUUAGAUACGGCAAACCGGGCUGUAACGCAGAAACCUGUGACUACUUCCUUAGCUACCGGAUGAUAGGGGCUGAUGUGGAAUUUGAGCUGAGUGCAGACACCGAUGGUUGGGUUGCAGUUGGAUUCUCUUCAGACAAGAAAAUGGGUGGUGACGAUGUCAUGGCCUGCGUCCACGACGACAAUGGCAGGGUCCGCAUACAACACUUCUAUAACGUAGGCCAGUGGGCGAAGGAGAUUCAGAGAAACCCUGCCAGAGAUGAAGAAGGAGUUUUUGAGAACAAUCGGGUCACCUGCAGAUUUAAACGGCCUGUAAAUGUUCCCAGAGAUGAAACGAUUGUCGAUCUGCAUUUGAGUUGGUAUUACCUGUUUGCUUGGGGUCCAGCCAUUCAGGGCUCUAUCACCCGACAUGAUAUAGACUCACCACCAACUUCAGAGCGCGUUGUCAGUAUUUACAAGUACGAGGACAUUUUCAUGCCAUCGGCUGCCUAUCAGACCUUCUCCUCUCCGUUCUGUCUGCUUCUAAUUGUUGCCCUGACCUUCUACUUAUUGAUGGGGACCCCUUAACCGCAGUGGCAGAGCGAACAGAGUCAAUGCAUUAGAGAGCCUUUAGUAUAUUUUUAAAAAAUAUUCAGUAUUGUUUUAGCGUCUAUUAUGUAAAAAAAUAAAAACAAGACACAUAGGAUUCAGCUUUUUGGAAAAAAGAGCAAGCUGCUUUUCUAACUGAAGUGUUGUUUAAUAAUGACCCAUACUUUUAGAAAGUACUUAAAACUUUUCUAAACACUCAUUUUCAAAUAUGUUUUCUUACUUGAGCUUUACAACAUGUCUGAGUUGGCUUGAUGAAAAUGAUUAUUGCCAUCAUUAUUAUACUGAUUGGAAUUUGAGACCCAAGAAGACACUCUUUUUAUGACUCUUGUGCCAUGUAGCCUUGGCUGCUCAGUCAGAUAACACAUAGUAAAGCAGAGAAAGCCAGGCUUAGAAACUAUGUCUCUAAACAACCUUCACUCUGCCAACUACGUUCAGGAGUUAUUUGGAGUAAUACUAAAGAGAACUUCGCUGGAUGGCCCAAGUUCACAGUCAGCCUUCUAGGCAGAAGAACUUUCAAAUUUCCACCGAGCAUGAAGGUCUUUAGAUAUUUACACAGCUCAUGAGGAGAAGGAUGGAGAUAACAGUGAUAUGAAAAUGGUUCAGACUUAUUUGAAAUGUCUUCUCAAUUAGUAAGUAGCUAAGAGGACACAUUUUUUAUUGCUGCUUGGAAAGGUUAAAAACAAAACUGUGAGUAUUCCUGAAGAUGUAAAAUUAUAUUAAUGAUAAGAAAUUGGGGCAUUCUUAGAAGUUAGAAUUUGGACUCUACUACCACUGUAUUUAAUAAAUUAAGGUAUUCAUUUGUGGUUACAGCUAAUUCUGUUGUCAGAAUCAACAUAUGUUGAGUACAAUUAAAUGUAUUAUAAUAGACAAAUCAUCUUAAAUAUUCAAGGCAUUUUAAUAAUAAAUUAACAUUUUUGGAGACUGUGGAAAUUUGGAGUAGAAACCUUUUAAAGAUGACAUUUUUAAAAUUAGAAAAUGCCCCAUCAAGUGAAUUUACUUAGAGUAUCCAUUCACAUGUUUAGACUUGUAAACUGGGUUAUCCGUCAGCAUAAUUUAUACUAAUGUCUUGACUUAAUGCACUUCCUUUUUUUCAAAGGAACCCAAACGUUGCUUUACUCCAGCUGUCUGAGUUAAUAGCCCAUUUAGAGGGAAAGAGUCUAUGGGUGUAUGCUGCUGAGGCAUUCCCAUUGUAGACUUCUGGAGUCUUCUGGCUCCCUGCCAUACCCCACCCCAAUUGCUUUAAAGCUGACUCCAACUUUGUGGGUUUUGUGAUUAAACAACACUGGAGACUGUGAUUUCUAAUGCCAUCCUUGGAAUCCAUGUCGGAGGUGAAAGGCCACUUCCCCUGUGGAAAAGGCUUUCACAUUCUUCUGGAACUGAACAAAAAUGAGGAAAGCAUCCCAAUUCUGUGACUUUGCACAAUUUACCACGUGCAUCCAAGGGAUGCAGGAGAAAUGAUCCUCAUUGCAGAUGGAGAGAGGUCAAGUGUCAUUGAGCAAUGGCUUCGAACUCAAGUCAUCUGACUCAAGUCCCAGGCUCCGCCCGACUGCAGUGGCCUCAUUACGAAGCCUGCCAGCCAUGGCUAAGGAGGGCCUGUAUGUCACCUUCUAAGGUGGUUGUGUAGUGGUUGUGCAGCAGUGAGGCUGAGUGUGCAACACCCACAUUGUAAAUAAGAAAGCAAAUAUUUUUAUAUUUCACCCUCUCAUGUAUAAUAUUUCCUCUAUAAAUAGGUUAAAACUGAAUCGAGACUCAAGCUAGUCUCUGUAGCAGGCAGGGAAAGAAUAAAUUAAGGGAUUUUCCUUCUGCUUACUUUCAAGUCGGGCUAAUUGUUUCAUGAACUGUUUUUCCUUGGAUUACCAGUUUUGCACAUUUGUGCUUUGAACUUUCAACGAUAUCUCAUUUCCAUUAGUGUAAAAUGAGAGCCACUUUGAUUACCUCCACUGUCCUCUUUCGUCACCACUCCUCACCUUGCUGUGUCCCAGCAAGACUCAAUUGCUCUCAGUUCUUCAGACCCGGUUUCUCACCUCUCUUGACAUUCCCUGUGUCCAGACAGUGUCCACUGCCUAGGCGUGCUGAACUCCUAUGCAUCUUUCAGGUCACAGCGUAACUGUUUCUUCCUCCGAUCCCCUGGAUUAAGUAGGUUCAGGCCCCUGCCAGACGCUCUCAUAGCACACUCGGCUUCACCAUCAUUUAACUUAUCACACUUUUCUGUAAUUGCUGUCUUGUCCUCCCUGCUAACUCCCUAAUGGAGGGACUAUAGCUUGUUACUCAUCAUUUUAACAGAUACUCCUACAUAGUAGGUACUCAGCAAACAUUUGUUGAAUGAAUGCAUAAAUGAAACUACUUCUGUGGCAAGUUUGGUUCACAAAGUCUGUAUUUCACAUACAUUGCCAGACUGGCCAACAUUUUUAUGUUCUACCUGUGGUCAUUCUCUUAGCAAACACUGAGCUUUUGCCUUUUGAAACAUAAAUAGAAAGAUCUUUCAUAACAAUGCUGUUUUGCCCUGUAAAACAGAGUUUGACAUUUUUGACAAUAAUUAUGGUUCAGAAAUGAGAAUUUAUAGACCAGGAAUGCAAAACUGAAUUUCACCAUCAUCUCAGAGAAUCAUCAGUUUAUGGACAUACUAAAGUGAAAAUUCUGUAGACUCAAAUUUCAUUAAUUCUUACCUACGAUAGGAGAAUCAACUUCUAUUUUAUCUCUGUAGUCCUUUUUCUAACAUUGUACUUGUUACAGGGGAGAUGCCCAACCAGUGUAUUUUUGUAAAUGCCCAGGUAGAAUAAUAAUGUUUGCUAAAUUUAUUUAGUGCUGUUCUAAGCACUUUACAUGGAUUAACUCAUUUAAUCCUCACAACAACCAGAGGAAGUAGAUUCUGUUAUUAGUCCAAUUUUACAGAUGAAAAAACUGAGGCUAGGCCUUUGGCAUGAAUUACCAGUGUUAGCUGCCAAGGUGGCGCUAGUGGUAAAGAACCUGCCAACCAGUGCUGAAGACGUGAGAAAGCCAGGUUCAGUCCCUGGGCUAAGGAAGAUGCCCUGGGGGAGGGCAUGGCAACCCACUCCAAUAUUCUUGCCUGGAGAAUCCCCAUGGACAGAGGAGCCUGGAGGGCUACAGUCCAUAAGGUAGCAAAGAGUCGUACACGACUGAAGCGACUGAGCAUGUACCAGUGUUGGCAAGGACUUGAGACACCAGUUUAUCCAAUACACUUACUUUAAAAAGGCACAUGCAUAUUCAUUAAAACUUUCAUUAAAUGGAACCCACUAUCCACACUCAAAUUAGCCAAGUGCUUUUUUUCCCCCUUAAGCAAUUUACAAUGAAUAGGAGGACUUUUUAUAGUUAGAUUUAGGGAAAGGGGUAUAUUUUACUUUCUUUUUCUUUUCUUAAAACAUUUUGAUUCAUUAUUUUGCCAUUUUAGUGCUUUUUAUGUUAUUUAAAAAUAAUACACAGAUUGGAAAAGAUUAGAAUGCAUUUAAUAGUGAUUUACCUAAAACCCAGGUCUUCCAGCUUAGAGCCUAGUGCCCUUUUCUUGCUUCAUUGUAGUCUCAAAGAUGAAUUUGCCAACAUGACUUCAGACAAAAUGCAGGAGCCAUAUUUAAUUAUAUUUUGUUGGCUUCUGUCCUUAAGGAAAUUGGACAAUUUGGACAACUCAGGGAUAGAUUACAUCCCACAGAGUUUUUUACUAAUGUCUCUGUAAUUAAGUUUACAGUCUAUAUUCAGGAUUUUGUGCUUAAGAGCUAUUACCACAGAAGUUGUCAUUCUUAGUUCUGGCCUGAGGGUCAGCAAAGUUUGUCUGUAAAGGUCCAGAUGAUAAAUAUUUUAGGCUUUACAGUCUCUCAGCUGUUCAGCUCUGUCACAGACAAUACAUAAACCCAUGAACAUGGCAGUGUUCCAGUAAAAGUUCACUGACACAAAUUCAAAUUUUAUAUAACGUUUACAUGUCACCCAUAUUUUUCUUUAGAUUAAAAAAAAUUUUUAAUGUAAGAACCAUUUUAGCUUGCAGGCCAUACAAAAAUAGGCAGCAGGCUGGCCUGUGGACUGCAGUUUUCCCGCUCGUGCUCUCAGCUAAAUGACCCAGGUAUCAUGGUCAAUUGCACAGGACACUGCCAGUAAUGUAAGUUGUUACUGGUUAACUGUAAAAAUAUCAAUGUUAGUGAGUAAUUUGUAAAAUAAAUUAGAAUUGAUGGAUUGUUAUCUUGAUAAUGGAUUCCCAUUAGAACCUGCAUUCUAAUAUAUUUUCCAGAGUUGAUGUGAAAGAGCGGAGAAGGCAAUGGCACCCCACUCCAGUAGGCUUGCCUGGAAAAUCCCAUGGACAGAGGAGCCGGGUGGGCUGCAGUCCAUGGGGUCGCUAGGAGUGGGACACGACUGAGCGACUUCACUUG